GGACGCCCUCUGAUCUUUCACUCCACGUGCUCCCAGAGCACGCGUGCAUUGUUGUACCCUCACUAUCUGCUUGCAUUCAGGCCGGCUUCAUCCUUUUGUUGUUGUUCUGCUCCGCUUCGCCUACAAUGGCGUCACACGCAAACAGCGCACAUGACUUCCUAAACCUGGACAUCCAGACAUUACGCCAAUAUGUUGAGCUUUUCCCCAACGAGGGCCUUUCCAAGGUGGUCACUGGCUACUUGAGCAGCGGAUUGUCCCGAUAUCCUCUAAAGGUCGAAAGCGCCGAUGCACCAGAUCUUAGUGAGGGUGGGGUAUCGCUCAGCCAGAAUGAGCCACUCACGCAAGAGGAUUGUUUGAUGCUGAUGACCGAGGGUAUCGAAGAUGCGAAGAACUCAGCACUGGCGCAUUGUCUUCUCGGAGAGUUCUAUUUGUUUCUGGAAGAGUAUGAGAGCGCUGUUGAGACUACUCGGAAAGGCCUGCGACUCGCGGCUACUGAGGCGAAGAGAACAGACUUGUCAUUCCAGAGGAUGCGAGAUGCACUGAACAGCACAUUGGGAACAGCACUAGUCUACUACCAGACCCCAAGGAAUCAUCCUGAGGCAAAAGGAAUCUUCGAAUCAAUACUGAAGCGGAAACCUCAGUUCACUGCAGCUUUGAUCGGUAUCGGGCUCAUUCUAGAAGAGGAGGAAGAAUAUGCCAAUGCUGUAGAGUUCCUUGAGCAAGCACUGAAGCAGGAUCCGGCGAACGGCCGCAUCGGCGCAGAGGCAGCCUGGUGCCAGGCCCUCAGUGGCAACUAUCAGACCGGUCUCUCAAGACUUCAGGACUACCUUGAGUACCCCCAGCUAGACGCAUCGAAACCGCGAGGCCGCGAGCUCCGGGCGCAAACACUGUAUAGGAUAGGUGUUUGCAUGUGGGAACUCGAUUCGUCCAAAGCAGCGCGUCGUGAUCGUUCGGGGCCUUACGCGAAGUUUUUGGCCGCUAUCAAAGCGAACCCAAACUUUGCGCCUGCAUACACUAAGCUCGGUAUCUUCUAUGAAGAGUACAACAAAGACAAGAGGCGCGCGAGGCAAUGUUUUCAGAAAGCUUUCGAGCUGUCACCUUCAGAGAUUGUUGCAGCGGAAAGGCUGGCACGCCUUUUUGCCAAUCAAGGUGAAUGGGACAUUGUCGAGGUGAUAUCACAGAGAGUGGUCGACUCUGGGAAGGUCAAAACCGCGCCGGGUUCGAAGAGGAAGGGUGUUAGCUGGCCGUUCUCCGCGCUUGGAGUUGUGCAGAUGAACAAGCAGGAGUAUCAGAAGAGCAUUGUUUCGUUUCUAUCGGCUCUCCGCAUCAGCCCUGACGACUACAAUUCGUACAUUGGCCUCGGCGAGAGCUACCAUAACUCAGGUCGCUACAACUCCGCCGCAAAAGCCUUCAACUAUGCUGAAAAUCCUUCCGAGGGGGUAACAAUCAAAAAGGCGGACAGCCAGGGUUGGUUCGCGAAGUACAUGCUGGCGAACGUCAACCGCGAACUCAGCGAGUUCAAUGAGGCCAUUAAAGGUUAUGAAGAGGUCCUCAAAGAGCGAUCUCAGGAGUUUGGAGUUUCAAUCGCGCUGGUACAGACGCUGGUAGAGAAAGGAUGGCGAUGCAUCGAAACCGGCUUCUUUGGUGAGGCGGCAGACAGCGCCACCCGCGCCAUUGAUGUGGCUCUUGGUAUCACGGAGUACAAACCCGAUGCGUUCAACUUGUGGAAAGCUGUCGGCGAUGCUUUGAGCAUAUUCACCUGGGUUCAAGAGAAGCUGCAGCAGUGUCCAGGCAGCCAGGUGGCCAAAUUGCUGAACAGCAAGUCGGACAUUGAGCUGAAUUGGGAUGCUCAUAAAGAUGUUGACGGAAUUGGGGGUGGCGAUCUGGCUGCUCUCUCAUUGGAGAAAGCCUCAACCUUAUCGACAGUACUGAAAGCUUCGAUACUCGCGCACAAGCGUGCAAUUGCAAGCUGUGCCCACGACAUCCAUGCGCAAGCCGUCGCCUGGUACAAUCUGGGCUGGACCGAAUACCGCGCCCACGUCUGCCUAGAGCAGGAAGUCGCCCAAGAUUCGAGCCUCACCACGUAUCUCCGCGCAGCAAUGCGGUGCUUCAAGCGAGCCAUCGAGCUCGAAGCUGGCAACUCGGAGUUUUGGAACUCCCUUGGUGUCAUCACUACCACGCUCAACCCCAAGGUUGCUCAACAUGCCUUCGUCCGCUCCCUUCAUCUCAACGAGCGAAGUGUUCGCGCUUGGACUAAUCUGGGUACGCUGUACCUGCUCCAAAACGACACUGAGUUGGCACACCAAGCCUUCUCUCGAGCACAAUCACAGGACCCAGACUACGCCUUGGCAUGGGUAGGAGAAGGCAUUGUCGCCCUACUCUUUGGCGAUACAAACGAAGCGCUCUCGCAUUUCACGCACGCAUUCGAGCUUUCCGACUCAUCGCCCUUGAUCACCAAGCGCCAAUAUGCCAUGUCGACUUUCGAUUUCCUAAUCUCCUCGCCAUCCGCAUCGAGCAACAUCACCAACCUCAUACAGCCCUUAUUCGCCCUCCACCAACUAGGCUUCCAAGCCCCAUACGACAUCCCGCACAAGCACCUCGCAGCCCUCUUCCUCGAGCGCAUCGGCAACCACGACUCCGCUAUCGAAGCCCUCACCACCAUCUGCUCAGUCGCGGAGCAAGACUACGAAACCUCCGAGUCGCUCUCUGCUCUCGUCCGCUUCGCCAAGGCAAAGAACGACCUCGCCCGCAACCUCCUCGCAACAGGCUCCCACAGUGCCGCCGUCGAAGAAGCCGAAACAGCACUUGAGCUCCUCUCCGACUUCGACGCGCAAGCCAAUGCCGCCGUGCUCUCCCCCGCCGCACUCGACAAAACGACCCUGUCGGCAAGACUAACAGCCGGUCUCGCGCACUACUUCCACGGCGACCUUGACGCCGCGAUUCCCUACUUCCGCACGUGCCUCUCCGCCACAAACUCCGACCCGGACAUCAUUUGCCUCCUCGCGGAGGUGCUCUGGGCCAAGGGCGGAGAGAAUGAAAAAGACGUUGCGCGCGAGCAGCUGUUCGCGGCCGUGGAAACGCACGGGCGCCACGUCGGCAUCGUGACGCUGCUCGGUGCGAUGGCGGUCGCGGAUGAAGACGAAGAUACCAUGGCUGCAGUGAAGGAGGAUCUUGAUGCGCUGCGCACGGCGGCGGAUGUCUCGCCGGAAGAUCUUGCGCGUGUGGAGAAGGUGCUCGAAGCUAUUUCUGUGGUUCUCGGUAGCGAGGAGAACGAGUUGGAUGAGGCUAGGCGGAGCGUUAUGCUCGCGCCGUGGAAGCACACUGGGUGGAAGGAAUUAGCUGGUGCGGCGGAGGAGGGCCCUUUCGCAGCGGUGAUGGCGAGGGAGACGGCGGGGCGUAGUGUGCCGCCUGUCGGGGGGCUGGAUGCGCGGGGGUUGGCGGAUGCGGUGGUGGGGACAGGGGCUGUGGCAGAUGCGCAAAGGAGUGUGGUGCUUGCGCCGUGGCGGAUAGAGGGAUGGGGUGCGUUGCGGGAGUGUGUGUCGAAGGCUUGAUCGCAUUGGGAAUGUGUGUUGUGUAGGACUUAAGCGCAUCGAGUAGAUAGGACGAGUCAGGAGGAACGAGACAUGGAGCAAGUUUGGGUAGUGCUGCACAUCUGGCCUGCUCCGUCAAUCCCCACAGCUUCGCGCCAUC
Paraphaeosphaeria sporulosa is the source of this 3690-nucleotide messenger RNA. Its product is annotated as TPR-like protein. The record is from RefSeq and is a predicted model, not a curated record. The transcript is spliced from 2 exons. Gene Ontology annotation, molecular function: protein binding. NCBI's taxonomy places the organism in Eukaryota, Fungi, Ascomycota, Dothideomycetes, Pleosporales, Didymosphaeriaceae. The coding region runs from base 126 to 3551 and encodes 1141 amino acids. Gene Ontology annotation, cellular component: Ski complex.